AUGGCCCCUACGGAAUGGACGGUCGUCGACUUUAUACACCGAGGCAUCCGUGUCCUAAACCUGCUGAUAUUGAUUCCUCUUUUAACGGCUUCUAUCAACGGCCUUGACUCGUCGUUGGUGAAUGGUCUCAUCAGCGCCGCCCAAGUCAUUGGUUCAAUCGCUGGUCUCCCACUCGCACCGUUCGCCGCUGACAGCCUAGGCCGACGACCAACGCUCUUCAUCGGGGCCCUCGUCAUGCUCGCCGGGGUCUCCCUCCAGAGCGCCGCGUUCAACAUCGGCAUGUUCAUCGGGGCCCGCGGGCUCAUCGGCUUCGGACUCACGUUCGCGCUCAACGCGGCACCCCUGCUCAUAACGGAGCUCGCGUAUCCGACGCAGCGCGGCAAGUUAACGGCCAUGUACAACGCGUCGUGGUAUUUAGGGAGCAUCCUAUCUGACGCGGCCGCGAACUUCGAAGCUGCAUGGACGUGCUUCGGCGCCUGGAACGGCGCGGGGACCUCGCCUUGGUCGUGGCGCGUCCCUACGCUCAUACAGGCUCUUGGGCCGCUCAUCCAGGUGUGCUUGAUAUGGAUCGUGCCCGAAUCGCCCCGGUUCCUCGUCGCGAAAGGCCUCGAAGGACAAGCGGCGGCGGCGCUCGCACGGUUCCACUCAAUGACGGGUGACGAGCGCGACCCGCUCAUCGUGUUCGAGAUGGCGCAGAUCCGGCACGCGCUGAAGAUGGAGAAGGAGGUCGUGUCGAAGACGUCAUUCACCACGCUCUUCGCGACCCCGGGGAACAGGAAGCGGAUGUGCAUCAUCAUCGCCCUCGCCGUCUUCUCGCAGUGGAGCGGAAACGGUCUGGUCUCGUAUUACAUUAACCUCGUGUUGGAAGGUGUUGGCAUCUCCGAUCCGGGCACGAAGGCGGCCAUCAAUGGAGGACUUCAGAUAUGGAACUUGAUAGCAGCUAUGGCAGGCGCGCUGCUGGUAGACAAGCUUGGCCGAAGAACACUCUUUAUUAUCUCAAAUAUCGGCAUGUUAAUCGAUUUCGGCGUAUGGACGCUCACCACCGCUCUUUUCCGAAAUUUGGACGACACAACGGCAGCGAAAGCAUCCGCGCGAAAGGCUUCGCAGUGA
Trametes versicolor FP-101664 SS1 is the source of this 1110-nucleotide messenger RNA. RefSeq names its product MFS general substrate transporter. The record is from RefSeq and is a predicted model, not a curated record. Gene Ontology annotation, molecular function: carbohydrate:proton symporter activity. Bases 1 to 1110 code for a protein of 369 amino acids. Gene Ontology annotation, biological process: carbohydrate transport; transmembrane transport. The transcript is spliced from 13 exons. Gene Ontology annotation, cellular component: membrane. NCBI's taxonomy places the organism in Eukaryota, Fungi, Basidiomycota, Agaricomycetes, Polyporales, Polyporaceae.